CUUCAGACGGAACAGCUGGGAGAUAAAGCGAGCGAGCGACGCGCACUCAGCGAUUUCACUGUCCUUUCUGUGUCUUCAGGGGUACAGAAGCAUCGGAAACUAGAGGACUAGUUAGUUUAAACUUAACGCCCGUACCUGGAAGAUAAAACCGUGGUGAGGGUCCCGGAGGAACUAAAGAAAGAAAGAGAGAGAGAGAGAAGAGAGAGAGAGAGAGAGUGAGCGCGCACAGCAGAGCUGUCCAGUGCUGAGCGCGCGCCGCCGCGAACGGGAACUGUCCAGUGCUGAAGUUGCAUUUCUGCCGAGAGCAUCGCGGCGUCGCGCUGCAUCAACACACACACGCAUUCAGGGUCUGCCGAUACCCUGCGCUGGCAUCCGAGUCUCGGCAUUACCGAGGAGAGGAACGACACACACACACACACACACACAAAAACAACAACAACAAAAUAAGAAAGACGUUUUUGUCCUCCAGUGUUGCACUUGCAUGAGGAAAGCAGACGAUUCGACCGGCGGACGAGUGUUUUCUCCUUCAGCGUAAAACAUGCCAAGGUCUUUCCUGGUCAAAAAGGUGAAGCUUGAUGAUUUCUCAUCCUCUGAUCUUGAGAGCUCCUAUGGCAGAUCCAGGGCAGACAUCAGCCUGCGCUUUCACGAGAAAGCCUACAUCAGUGACUACAUGACCCCGGCCCCGUAUGAUGGAGAGAGCGACAGCGGUAUCAAAGUGCCCUCUCCGGGACCCAUCUACGACAGCAUCCACAGUGAUUACGGAGCGCCGGACUCGGACCAGCCGGACAGCCCGCAGUCGGAGAUCUCCUCAGGCUACAUCAACGGAGACACGGCGGUCAGCGAGGGCUACACGGUGGACGCCUUUUUCAUCACGGAUGGACGCUCGAGGAGAAAAGCCAUCAGCAGCCCUAGAACAAUCCAGAGGCACACGUGCAACGAGUGCGGGAAGACCUACGCCACGUCUUCCAACCUGAGCAGACACAAGCAGACGCACCGCAGCCUGGACAGCAAAAUGGCCAAGAAGUGCCCGACCUGCGGGAAGGUUUACGUCUCCAUGCCGGCCAUGGCCAUGCAUCUGUUGACCCACGACCUCAAGCACAAGUGCGACAUAUGCGGGAAGGCCUUCAGCAGGCCGUGGCUUUUACAGGGACACAUGCGCUCGCACACAGGCGAGAAGCCCUUCGGAUGCGCACACUGCGGGAAGGCCUUCGCUGACCGCUCCAACCUGCGGGCGCACAUGCAGACACACUCGGCCUUUAAGCACUACAAGUGCAAGAGAUGCAACAAGACCUUUGCUCUGAAGUCCUACCUGAACAAGCACUACGAGUCGGCCUGCUUCAAAGGAGCCUUUGCUCCCCUGAGCCCCAUGGAAGUGUGAACAAAACACAGUGGAUUAAUCGCAUGUACCUUAAACUUCUUUCUUUUCUAACUGUACUCUUUCUCCCGCUGUUCACAGAGUCCAAAUUCACCCCUGUUUUGCCAAAACUCAGAGGACAUUGAAAAUGUCUUUGUUUCUCUCGAAAGGUCAAACCUUUUCUAAGUAUUGGAUAAUAUUGUACUGCUGCCAGUGGCCACAAAAGCGUUCAGCAUUGAGGUAAAACUAUUUACUCAUUGACUUAUUUAUUUAAGUAUUUCUAUAUUUAUUUAUUGAUUGAUUUGUUUCCUACAAGCUGUGUAAGUUUGCACUUUAAUUUAUCCUUCAGUUGCCAAGCCUUCGUCAUCAAUAUGCCAAAGCAUUUGCCACUUUCUGAAUAUCUUAUUUUUUUGGUUGCCACUUUAUUAGUAGAAAUUUGUUGCAUGCAAAAAAAGAACCGAAAAGAAAAAGUACUACUACUACUACUACUACUAAUGGAAUCUAUGCCAAUUUUAUGAAGCUUUGGAUUUUUCUGCCAAAACCUAGAUAGCAUCCGUCGGCAAUAUUUCUCGGGAGUCAUGAUGAAGAAUAGAGCAAUAAUGCAUGGUAUUUUUAAAAGCUAAAUCGAGUAAUAACUAUAGCCUUUUUAAUCACGAUUUUAUCCAAUACUAUCAGUAGUCAUUCAGAAGUUAAAUAUCAGGGAAAUGCCAGAGUAGUAUUAGCGGAUACUUCCACGGGACGGGACGGGGUGGGGGAAUGGGGUCCUUUUGUAAGUGGUUAUGCACUGCCUGCCUCUUAUUUAAUAACGUAGUUUUAGAAAGUAGGAUGGCUCUGCGCACAAUUCCGGAUCAUUUGCUCCAAUUCUGGAACGGUGCAAACGCUGUUGUAGGAGAUCAUACGUGCUGCUGCAACACGGACAGCAGAGCUGUGUUUGAAAAGCACUUCCUUGUGAACAGUUUUUGAAACAACAAGACAAAUAUAUAGUAGCACAAAACCUUAGCAAUUCAGGUAGACAGGCCUUGUAUUAGUCGAACCUCUGUUUUUGUAUUUCACGGACAAGGAGAACAAACUGUUUAAUGCAAGACGCCUUGUAAAUAAUCCUUUGGAAUUGAAUAUUUCUACAAGCUCUGUAAAGAAUCGAAUGAACUUAUUUCUGGACUUCCCUGGGUUUUUUCCUCCCAGCAUUUGAACAAUGUAAAGCACAAGAACAACAACAACAAAAAAAAAACACACCGGGCAUUUUCUCACUUCAUAAUAAAGAACCAAUAAGUACCUCCGUGUUUGUGGUCCUGUUUGUUUGAGCUCGAACGUGCUGACUCAGAGACUCCAGUAAGUGUGCUGUGACGUCAGUCCGGUGACGCGAUGUUUGUGGUGCAUGAUGUGUCAGAAAGCAACUCUGAGAGGCUCGUGCAUCGCUCUCUUUUGAAACCGCGGGAUUCAAAGCAUGCUUUCAUCUCAAUUAAAUCCUUGACUGACGCCUUUGUUACACACGAUUGAAUAUCAUCCGCAUUGUGUUCACAAGGAGCUCUUGAGAAAAAAAGGAGAGCAUAUGAUCAAAGAGAAGGAUCCCAUGCUUUCCGGAAGGAUCCCCCAUAUGCUUUGGCAAAUAUAGCAGUGGCAUUAUGGUUCUUAGAGUAUGGUUUAAUGCGUUUUGCAGCGGUAACCUUGAAACAUGAAGGAAUUCGGCUGUCAGCUUUCUCCAGAUCCCAGCAGAGUUCUUAUCAACCGGGACUAAAGCACUUCAGAGUGGCUCCUGCUGACUGAGACUGAACAACAGAUUCAUUAAUGGAGCUUCUGCUUUUACAUAUCAAUGCCUGACCCUGGUCCUGCUGCUGAAAGCAUGCACAGGGGCCGACGUCUUUCAAACUGACGUGAAUUCGGUUAAUUCCUCUUCAAGGUAACAUUGAGAA
Messenger RNA from Danio aesculapii, 3264 nucleotides. RefSeq names its product scratch family zinc finger 1a (gene scrt1a). The record is from RefSeq and is a predicted model, not a curated record. Bases 539 to 1378 code for a protein of 279 amino acids. The transcript has 2 exons. Lineage: Eukaryota; Metazoa; Chordata; Actinopteri; Cypriniformes; Danionidae. Gene Ontology annotation, biological process: regulation of DNA-templated transcription. Gene Ontology annotation, molecular function: DNA-binding transcription factor activity, RNA polymerase II-specific; RNA polymerase II cis-regulatory region sequence-specific DNA binding.